AUGACUCUUCUUACUUUGAAGGAGGAUCGGCCUACGCCCAAGGCCGUCUACAACUGGAGGGUGUAUGCCUGUGCUGCUACAGCAUCCUUUGCAGCAUGCAUGAUAGGAUACGACUCUGCCUUCAUUGGCACCACUCUUGCCCUCCCUUCCUUUGAGGAUGAGUUCAACUUCGCGCAAUACUCCAAGUCACACCUCACACUUAUUCAACAAAACAUUGUAUCCGUCUACCAGGCUGGAGCUUUCUUCGGGAGUUUGGCCGCCUAUGUCUCGAGUUACUUUCUUGGACGUAGGAAAUCUCUCCUCGCGUUUGCCGCCUUCUUCAUGAUUGGAGCCGGCAUGAUGCUGGGCGCCUCUGGUAGUCGCGGCCUUGGCCUGAUUAUCGGUGGCCGCGUGCUGGCUGGCUUUGGAGUGGGAGGAUGCUCUAACAUGACACCUAUUUACAUCUCUGAGCUUGCUCCACCAGCCGUGCGUGGACGCCUCGUUGGUCUCUAUGAACUUGGGUGGCAAAUUGGUGGAUUGGUUGGAUUCUGGAUAACAUAUGGUGUAAACACGACCAUGGCACCCAGCAAAACACAAUGGCUCAUCCCAUUUGCUGUCCAGCUGAUCCCCGGAGGAAUGCUCCUGAUCGGUGCUGUGUUCAUUCCCGAAUCUCCUCGCUGGCUCUUUUUAAAGGGUAAACGGGAAGAAGCCUUGAAAGUCCUCUGCUGGAUGAGACAGCUUGACCGUGAUGACAAGUAUAUUGUGGAGGAAGUGGCCUUCAUUGAUGAAGAUCUGGAGCGCUAUCGCCGAGAAGUCGGCGCUGGCUUCUGGAAGCCGUUCUUGGCUCUGAAGGAGCGCAGAAUUCAGUGGAGAUUCUGUCUUGGUGCUCUUCUAUUCAUUUUCCAGAAUGGGUCUGGCAUCAACGCAAUCAACUACUACAGCCCGACUGUCUUCCGUAGUAUCGGCGUCCAAGGAACAAAUACAAGCUUUCUCACCACAGGAAUCUUUGGAGUCGUUAAGACAGCCUUGACUAUAGUUUGGCUGCUAGUACUCAUCGACCACAUGGGCCGCCGCAAUCUUUUGAUGAUUGGUGCCAUCGGUGGUUCUCUCUGUAUGUGGUUCAUUGGAGCUUACAUCAAGAUUUCCGAUCCUGCCUCCAACCAGACCAACACUACAUUAUCUUCUGGUGGCAUUGCCGCCAUCUUCUUCUUCUACCUAUGGACUGCUUUCUACACCCCAUCCUGGAAUGGAACGCCAUGGGUUAUCAACUCAGAAAUGUUUGACCAAAAUACCCGAUCUCUUGGUCAAGCUAAUGCAGCGGCAAACAACUGGUUAUGGAAUUUCAUCAUUGCGAGAUUCACGCAGCAAAUGUUUGAAGCGUGGGGAUAUGGUGUUUAUUUCUUCUUUGCAUCUCUCAUGAUAAUCUCCGUCGUCUUUGUGUUUUUCUGCAUUCCCGAGACAAAGGCGCUACCUCUUGAAGCCAUGGACCGGCUGUUCAAGAUUAAGCCGACAUGGAAGGCGAACAAAAUUUUGCUGGAAGAACUUCGAGCUGAGAAUCAGGAUUUCGAGCAGAAUACGCGAGGGAUAGGUUGGGAUAAUGAGAAGGAUACUUCGGCCGAGCAGGUAGAAUGCGGAACUGGAAAUGUGUAG
Trichoderma virens Gv29-8 is the source of this 1629-nucleotide messenger RNA. RefSeq lists its product as uncharacterized. Lineage: Eukaryota; Fungi; Ascomycota; Sordariomycetes; Hypocreales; Hypocreaceae. The coding region runs from base 1 to 1629 and encodes 542 amino acids. Gene Ontology annotation, molecular function: carbohydrate:proton symporter activity. The transcript has 2 exons. Gene Ontology annotation, cellular component: membrane. The record is from RefSeq and is a predicted model, not a curated record. Gene Ontology annotation, biological process: transmembrane transport; carbohydrate transport.